Myzus persicae (green peach aphid) is the source of this 1686-nucleotide messenger RNA. It is a transcript of the gene P5cr-2, whose product is annotated as pyrroline-5-carboxylate reductase 1, mitochondrial. The record is from RefSeq and is a predicted model, not a curated record. Gene Ontology annotation, biological process: L-proline biosynthetic process. Lineage: Eukaryota; Metazoa; Arthropoda; Insecta; Hemiptera; Aphididae. The transcript has 6 exons. Gene Ontology annotation, molecular function: pyrroline-5-carboxylate reductase activity. Bases 289 to 1104 code for a protein of 271 amino acids.
UGCAUAAUAUAUUUUAUUAUUUUACGCCUUUAUAGUGCCUACCUAUCCAAACGUGCUUAUCGAAGAAACAUAAAUUUUAAACGGCAUGGCUAUCUGUAUUAUAAUAUAUAGGUAUACACUGAUUGCGCUAAUCAAAGGUUAUAAUAAAUAAUAAUUUAUAUUUCACACACUAUUUAGGCACCACCGGUGUUUUAGUCGUCAUCGUAAUCACGCGUUCAGGCCGCAGUUAACGUUUAGUAGUCGAGUGUCGCUGAAUACACGUCUUACAUAGGUAUAUUAUCUGCAAAUAUGUUGAAAAUCGGAUUUUUUGGUGCCGGCAAAAUGGCUCAAGCGUUGGCCAAAGGUUUCUUGACGGCCGGUCUCGUAAAAGGUGAAAACAUCACAGCCAGCUGCGCCCCACAAGACACGCAAUGCGUCGAAGUUUUCGAGGGAUUCGGAUCGAAAGUGACUUUCGACAACCGGUCGGUGGUCGACAACUCCGACGUCCUACUGCUGGCCGUUAAACCGUCCGUGGUCAAGACGGUAUUGGACCAGAUCCGUCCGAAUUUCACGUCCAGCAGACACCUGUUACUGUCCGUCGCCAUGGGUGUCACCGUAAAUCAGUUGGAAAAUCUCUUACCAGACGGCUCAAGGGUAAUGCGAGUGAUGCCUAACACUCCUGCUUUGGUUCAGUGCGGUGCUUCCGUGUACGUGCCGGGAAAACGGGCGACGGACGAAGACGAGAAGCUGACGGCAAAACUUUUGUCAUCUGUGGGCACGGCGGAGCGCGUACAAGAGUACUUGAUGGAUCCGAUCACUGCGCUCAGCGGUUCCGGUCCGGCAUACGUGUACGUGAUUAUCGAAGCUCUGGCCGACGGUGCCGUUCGCAUGGGAAUGCCUAGAGACAUGGCCUAUAGAUUGGCGUCGCAGACGGUCCUGGGCGCGGGGACAAUGGUUCGAGAGACGAAAGAACAUCCAGGAAAACUCAAGGAUGAUGUAACCUCGCCAGCGGGUUCUACAGCGGCCGGUCUUUGUGCUCUGGAACAUGGUGGCCUAAGGUAUACAAUCAUUGACGCUUUGGAAAAAGCUACUGAAAAAUGUAAGGAAACUUCAAAAGCGCUUUAAGUGAAUCACCCGAUGUAAACAUUCGAGUUGAAUGUAUAUCUAGUCUUAUUAACAGUCAUUUUCGAAAUAAUUUAACUGUUUAAAUCUGUAUUGUACAUGUUUUAUACUAUAUUAUUACUACCUAAUUUUAUUUAUUUUUUACGACUGUGUUCAAAGUACAUUAAUUGUUCUUAUAUUAUAAUGUUUAUUGUUUCUUUCUCGAUUAAUCAAAUUACGUAAGUACCUAUAUUGGAUAGUUCAAAGUUCACCAAUAUUUUGAUCUAUAUAAUCUUAGGAGGUAAACAUUUAUACUUGUGUUAUAAAUAUUAUAAUCAUAGUGAAAACGGUUAUGAAAUAGUUACCAUACUGAAUUGACAUUUAAACAAUAAUUAUUAUAAUUCGAUAACAUGAAAGAUAAUAGAGUAUUAUCUAAAUCAUGUUUGCUAUUUAAAUAAUAUUUAUUCUUAAGGAUUCCUGAAUUCUUAAUAACGCGGAUAUUGUCUUUAAUCUUUAACAUUGUCUAUAUAUUUGUAGCCUAAGACAUGUCAUAAUGAGUAUGUUAUUGUUAUAUUAAUUACUAAUACACAAUGUUAAGGCCGAAGC